This is a messenger RNA of Argiope bruennichi, 1510 nucleotides long. Its product is annotated as cytochrome c oxidase assembly protein COX15 homolog. The record is from RefSeq and is a predicted model, not a curated record. NCBI's taxonomy places the organism in Eukaryota, Metazoa, Arthropoda, Arachnida, Araneae, Araneidae. The coding region runs from base 10 to 1401 and encodes 463 amino acids. Gene Ontology annotation, molecular function: oxidoreductase activity, acting on NAD(P)H, heme protein as acceptor. Gene Ontology annotation, biological process: heme A biosynthetic process. The transcript is spliced from 10 exons. Gene Ontology annotation, cellular component: mitochondrial inner membrane.
UCAACUGAAAUGAAGAGAUUCUUUGUUGUAGUUUCGGUUAUACAAUCAGGGAAUUUGGAAAAUCCAGAGCAAGGUGCUUAUGCAAUUCCGGUGUUUUAUUACUCCGAUAUGUUUUGUGGCGGAAAAAUGACCAUUCCUGUGUUUCUUGGUCCUGUCAAAAGCUUAGUUUCAUGCCCAAAUCAUAUGUUAACACGAUCAUUCGUAUCUUGGUCAACUCGGAAGGGUUUUAGCAACAUUGUAUCGUUAAAAGGACUAAAAAAUCCUGCAAUUUUCAAGAACUCAAAGAAGCCACUGCAACUUUCAAGACAGACUGUGACUGUUGCUGAAACUUUUGUUGCAGCAGAAUCUCCAAAAGCAUCCCGAUAUGUUGGUACAUGGCUAUUAUGUUGUAGUGGCAUGGUUGUUGGUUCAGUUGUGUUAGGAGGAAUUACAAGGCUUACAAAAUCUGGUUUGUCAAUGGUUGAUUGGCAUCUUUUUAAGGAAUUUCCUCCUAUUGGUCGAGAAGCAUGGAUUGCAGAGUUUGAAAAAUAUAAAAAAUUUCCAGAAUUUCAACAGAACAAUCCUGAUAUGACACUGGAGGAAUUCAAAUGGAUCUGGCACAUGGAGUAUGGUCAUCGAAUGUGGGGAAGGUGUGUGGGAGCUGCCUUCCUUCUUCCUGCUCUUUACUUUUGGAAGAAAAAGUGGUUAUCUGGUCUAAUGAGGAAAAGAGUUCCAAUAUUUGGUGCCUUGAUAUUAGGCCAGGGCUUACUUGGCUGGUACAUGGUUAAAAGUGGUCUUGAGGAAAAGCCAGAACCAGACGGCGUGGCUCGUGUCAGCCAGUAUAGGUUAGCUGCUCAUUUGGGAAUGGCAUUUGUUUUGUACAGCUUGAUGUUAUGGUCUGGACUGAGUCUCCUGUUACCUCCUGAAAAAAUGGAGGUAACCAAAAGCCUUCUCAAAUUCCGGAGAUUUGCCCAUGGUACCAAGGGACUUAUUUUCAUUACAGCAUUUAGUGGUGCAUUUGUAGCUGGAAUUGAAGCAGGAUUAGUAUAUAAUACUUGGCCUAAAAUGGCUGAUCGCUGGAUUCCAUCGGAUAUUGAUGCUUUGUCUCCAAAAUGGAGAAAUGUUACUGAGAAUCCUACAACAACUCAAUUUAAUCAUCGAAUUCUGGGUGAAACUGUGUUUUGUGCUGUGUCUGGCUUAUGGCUAUAUUCACGGAAGUUGCAUUUGCCUCCUAGAACUAGAUUAGCAAUAAACUGCUUGUUUGCAAUGGGCCUUAUGCAAGUAAGUCUGGGAAUCUUCACUCUGUUGUAUCAAGUACCAAAACCAUUGGCUGCGAGCCAUCAGUCUGGUGCUCUUGCCUUGUUGUCAUUGGCCAUCUGGUUGACCCACGAACUCAAAGUUGUGAAAUAUAUACCAAAGUAGACUACAUUAAGAUGUGGUAAAUUAUUGCAAAUUGUAAAUAUGCAAGAAAAACUUGCUCCAUGUAUUAUAAGCUUUUAAAAUAUUAUUUUAAUAAAGACAAAACAAUGUC